Messenger RNA from Gracilinanus agilis (Agile Gracile Mouse Opossum), 384 nucleotides. It is a transcript of the gene DPEP2NB, whose product is annotated as DPEP2 neighbor. The coding region runs from base 1 to 384 and encodes 127 amino acids. The transcript is spliced from 2 exons. The record is from RefSeq and is a predicted model, not a curated record. NCBI's taxonomy places the organism in Eukaryota, Metazoa, Chordata, Mammalia, Didelphimorphia, Didelphidae.
AUGUCUGACCGGAUCUUCUAUAUACACUCCAACUUGUCCUUUGUUCCCUGGGAGGGCAGUACGGCAGCUGCCGUUCCCACGUCUCCCCCCACACCGGGUCACUACCAUGUCCUCUACCGAGGAUGUGGGGAGACUCAGGUGGGCUGGCAUGGGGAGACUUACUGCCUGGUUGGUGGGUACCGGGCCUACGGGGAUGCUCCUGUGGCUUCCUCUGAGAAGGCCGAAGCAGAGAAACCAGUUUCCAGUCGAGCUCCCAAGAGGCACCAUGUUCUGGAAGAACCUGACAAAGAGCUGGGGGGCGCCAGCCCUAAAGUCAUGCGGCGGUGGCACCGCAGGGGAAGGAGGCUGCCCACCCAGAAGCACUCGGGCCAGGCCACUUCGUAG